This is a messenger RNA of Acytostelium subglobosum LB1, 522 nucleotides long. RefSeq lists its product as hypothetical. Gene Ontology annotation, molecular function: structural constituent of ribosome. Gene Ontology annotation, biological process: translation. Lineage: Eukaryota; Evosea; Eumycetozoa; Acytosteliales; Acytosteliaceae. Gene Ontology annotation, cellular component: ribosome. The record is from RefSeq and is a predicted model, not a curated record. The coding region runs from base 1 to 522 and encodes 173 amino acids. The transcript has 3 exons.
AUGAGCUCGCCUCACAAGUUUGAUUGCUUCUUCCUCUUUCCUUUUCAUAGAUACAGACAUAUCAUACAAUGGUUGGGUCGCGUCAGAACCAAGACAGUCAAGAGAGCCUCAAAGCUCCUCAUUGAGAAGUACUACCCAAAGCUCACCAAUGACUUCGAUACCAACAAGCGUACUUGUGACGAGGUUGCUACCAUCGCCUCCAAGAGAUUGAGAAACAAGAUCGCUGGUUUCGUCACUCACUUGAUGAGACGUAUUGAGCGUGGCCCAGUCCGUGGUAUCUCCUACAAGCUGCAAGAGGAGGAGAGAGAGAGACGUGACAACUACGUCCCAACCACCUCUGCUGUCAAGACUGAGAAGAUCUACAUCGAUAAGGACACCGACGAGAUGCUCAAGGCCACCCUUGGCAACUUCCCAUCCUUGCCCCAGGUCACCGUCGAGUCAUCCUCAAGAAAGCCACACCACGCUGGUCGCGGUCGUGGAGGAGACCACCACCACAAGAAGAGACCAGUCACCAAGCAAUAA